UGUACAUUGACGCUGCUGUGUGAAUCGAGGUCUGUAGAAAGAUAACGGCUCCUGCCAGCACAGAGACAAAAAAAAUCGCUGCUCUUCGUAUUUGACGCGCAUAUGUCGUUUAUAUCUUGUGUUUGCGUUUUUGUAACUAUCAGCGUUAAUCCGAGGCCCGGUCCCAACCGCCGCUCGUCCGUAUUCGCUAAUGGGAGCUCAGUAGCUAGCUAACUUGACGAUGAUGAUGGUGAUGAUGAUGAUGCAUCAGUGGAAUAAUCCCGGUGUCUCUGACUGAGAUGGAGCCAGCAGCGACGCUCAAGUGGAGUUGCUUGCUAGCUAGCUAGCGAGCUAACGGUGCCCGCCCGCCGGGUUUGAGUGUGCCCGAGCAGCCCCUGGAUAACGUUAGCUAAAUGGCUGCAGUUUUAUCGCGCUGCUGUAACGUUAUCAGACACUUCCAGCCCUGUCCCCAGAUUUGAGACACCAUGUCAACUAGCAAACGAUGCUAACUUGACCGUUAAGGUUAGCCACACGUGACAUAGUUUAUCUCGCUCCAACAAUUAUCUCUGACCGUCCUUGGAUGCUUCAGUGACAUUAACUGGACGGUGUGUAUCAGGAUGGCACAGCUCUUGGACGGGGCCGGCAGACUGAGCUGGAUUCUGCUCAAGUCUGUGCUCCGUUUCGUGUUCAUGUUUUUCAACAAUUGUGUAGCCAUCCCAUCCUACUGCUUAUACCUGGUGCUGCUCCAGCCAGUGAGAAUAUGGGACAGCUCCACUUUCUGGCACAUCGAAGGGAUCAUGUUCAAAUGGUUGCUGGCCAUGGUGUCCUCAUGGGGCUGGAUCGCAGGUUAUACAGUAACGGAGUGGGGUGACGAUGUACGACCCAUCUCUGAAGAAGAAGCCAUGGUCAUUGUCAACCACCAAUCCACAGGAGACGUGUGCACCCUCAUGAUGUGCCUGCAGGACAAGGGCAUGGUGGUACAAAAAAUGAUGUGGUUGAUGGACCAUGUGUUCAAAUAUACCAACUUUGGCCUAGUGUCCCUCAUCCAUGGGGACUUCUUCAUCAGACAGGGUAAAGCUCACCGAGACAAGCAGCUGGUCUACCUGAAAGAUCACCUAGACAAAUACUACCACAGCCGCGACAGGAAGUGGAUAGUGCUGUUCCCGGAGGGCGGCUUCCUGCGCAAGCGACGGGAAACCAGCCAGUUGUUUGCCAAGAAGAAUUCUCUCCCUCACCUGACCCACGUCACAUUGCCUCGUCUCGGGGCCACCCACGUAAUACUGAAAACCCUGUCAGCCCAGCAGGAGAACGGCAGCGUGGGCAGCGAGGCUGGGACCCCUAACCAGACAGGUAAUAAACGUAAAGGCCUGCAGUGGGUAAUAGAUGUGACCAUAGCUUACCCCAAAGCCAGACCCAUGGACAUCCAGACCUGGAUCUUUGGCUACAGGCCUCCAACAGUCACACACGUUCACUACAGGAUGUACCCAAUAAAAGAGGUUCCUGUGGAGGCAGAGGCCCUGACUGACUGGCUGUAUCAGAGGUUCGUGGAGAAAGAAGAGCUGCUGACCCACUUCUACGACACAGGAUCAUUCCCCUCCCAAGACGGACAGAAGGAGGCAAUCUCCCGGCAGAUGACCCUCGACUCAGUGUGGCUGUGCUUUAUCCAGACGUUAGCUUUCGCCUCCGGCUACGUGUGGUACAGCGUCCUCCGGUACCUCUACUGCUGUUUAUUUUGAGUGCGCUGAUGAGGUGAGAGUCUUUAUCGGACCACUGGAAAAGCCUCAGGAUCAGUUGGUGUGUGGCCCAGCGUCAUACUUGCCCCCCUACGAUGGAUGAAUGUACAUUUACAACAGUGGAGAGACUUUACAACAGGAAACAAAAAAAAAAAAAAAAAAAACAUACGAAGAACACAAACACACAGAUUACAAAUUCAGUACGGAACUGGUCACAGGCAUAGUUAACUCGCACACGACCCUAACACCACACACUCGCUCCGACGGCCUAGCAGAAUAAUCUCUCACACUCGUCACGACUCACAUUUUGAUGUUUACACGUCCUCAUACACGUAGACGCUCACACGUACAUAACUUUUUAUUCGAAGUGAACGAAACGAGGCUCAGGACUCCUCCAGAGGACGCUCUGGACCGGACUCUCUCUUCCCCUCCUAGGCUUUAGCCGUAGUAGUUUUACAGAGUAUAAAGUGUGUAUGGACGCGUGUGUGAGUGAAUAUCUGUGACUAGAAGCAUAAUGUCUGCCCUUAUUCUUCUUCCUGGCGAGAGCUGAUGAAGCCCACUGGACGUCUCUUUCAGCCCGCUGACUCGCCGGCCGGCCACACCUUCCAGAGCGAGCGGCCGCGUGAACGUUGAGGCCGCGCUGCCGGCUGCUCCUCUGACCUUCAUUGCACUAAGGAUCCAUACUGCCCUAACUGCUCCCUGUCCCAGGAAAUAUUCCUGCGUGGUAGCUGUCAAUGUUUUAUUUUUUUUUUUUUUUGUUUUCUUCCCUUAACCUGCAUAUCUCCACAACAACGGCCAUUGUAUUUGUUGUUGAUGUCUUUUUGUUGACUUUUUUUUUUUUUUUUUUUGUUCCUGUUUCCGCCUGUCUGUCGAGGCAGUAUUCUGAGCUCACUGAGAAAAGGGGGAUCAUGUUUACACUGGCAGCCCUGCUGAAAGCCUAAAGGGAUGGCGGCUAUGACGCGGCUAUGACGCGGCUAUGAUGCGGCUAUGAUGCGGCGCUUGAUUUAAAGGAUUUCUGUGUCGGAAGUUAAAAAAGGAGGAAGAGGAGACGGUGGUUUUAAAAAGGAAAAAAAAAAAACAAAACAGGUGGCACGCAGGGCAAGAAAUGCAGUCUGAUCACCUAAAAAGUCCCUCUUUGUGGAUUUUUUUCACCCUCUGCUCUCCGAUGUGCAUACACACACAAACACGUGCACACAUCGCCAUGUGCAGCUACACACACACAGCAGAGUGUCUCGAAGGAUCAUCUCAGCAAGCCAGACUGAGACGGCAGAGACUCUUCUUCCCCCAUUGGACUACAUAGUUUUACAAAUAUUUAAGCCAUAUGCUUAGUGUCGUCAGGCGGGAAAAAGACAUGGGAAAAAAAUACGAUUUUUAUAGGAAGCUACCCUAAUGUUCAGCAUUCUAAAAUAGAGAUUUUGGCUUACAGAACUAUAGGUGUCAUUACUGUAAAUUUACAGCAUAACCUGCCUAAGUGAGUGUGUGUGGUUGUCUUUUCCCCCCAUUUUUGAUAUAUAUGAUCCAUGUCGUGUUGCUCUGUGAUGUCAGAGUGUGGCGGCGAAUUUCACGAGUGGUCAAAUUUAAUUUCAUUUUAAAUUACAUGAAACUGUCGUCCUCAUGUCAUGGUAUGUUUAAAUCUUGUACAUAACGAAGCUGAGGAAGAGUUUUCAUCAUUGGAAAUGACGGCAGCAAUCAUUUCAGAGGAUUUCAGUUUAAAACAUGAAUGUUUUUUUAUUUUCUUUUACGAAAGAAAGCGAAGGUUUUCCCUUCACUUCUCAGUGUUAACCCUUUUUUUUCUGACCAGGAAGUUGUUGUGUGCUUCCAGAUGUUAGAGCUACUGUAUGUCCGUGUGCUGGCUGACACAACGUUUGCACAGCGACACACGGGCCCAGUUUCAAACCUGUACCAUUGUACAUUUUAAAUCAUCAGGAUUUAGUGGGAAAAAAGCCUCGACUAUCAAGCCUUACCUGAUGUCCUGGUACCACAAUCCCAAAUAAUGCUGUUUCCUCACACUCCCCUCUUGACAAACUUUUGUUUUUAAGAUGGUGUGGAGCUAAAACUGGGCCAGUGAGGACAGGGUCACUCUUCACUGAGGAGGGAAACUCUGGCAGGGCCCUGCAAUGAUGCAGCUGUUCUCUCUCGAAUGUACUUGUGCCGUGGUUUUAAGGUCAAUCAUGUGUAAUUUGCUUAGCCUGCUUUAAUUAGGGAAAUUAUAGAGGAGCGGUAAUUAUCAUUGUCAUAAACUAGUGCAUUAAAGGUGCAUUUUAGUAGUUUACUGCCCUCCCUCUGUGCCACUGUUGGUAGAAACUGUGUGUGAAAUGCAAAAAAAAAAGGGCUACCUUACUGGGUAGGUAAAAAAGUUUUUAAAUCAGGCUGUAAAUGUGAUUCAUCCAGCGGCCCUUUCAGAUUCCCCUCCAUCGUGAGAGUGACUUGAAAUUAAGCUUCAUCUUUCUUUUAUUUCACCUCUUCACUUUUUGUUUUUUAAUUUUCUGACCAUGUUUCCAAAGAAGGCAGGGAAAUACUGUUUUCCUAGAUGUGGUUUUAGGAAAUAAACACAAUAGGGAUUUAAACAAAUGAUACUAGAGCUGUCUGUAAUUUUCCAUUUUGUACUUCUCAUUUAAUUCCUAGCUACACAGCCAUUUUACAACACAAAAGACUUGUGCUGGAAUAAAACAUCAUAAAGAUUC
Messenger RNA from Plectropomus leopardus (leopard coralgrouper), 4396 nucleotides. It is a transcript of the gene lpgat1, whose product is annotated as lysophosphatidylglycerol acyltransferase 1. The record is from RefSeq and is a predicted model, not a curated record. Gene Ontology annotation, cellular component: endomembrane system; endoplasmic reticulum. Lineage: Eukaryota; Metazoa; Chordata; Actinopteri; Perciformes; Serranidae. Gene Ontology annotation, biological process: phosphatidylinositol acyl-chain remodeling. Gene Ontology annotation, molecular function: acyltransferase activity.